This is a messenger RNA of Didymodactylos carnosus, 1937 nucleotides long. The record is from the annotation of a GenBank genome assembly. NCBI's taxonomy places the organism in Eukaryota, Metazoa, Rotifera, Eurotatoria, Philodinida, Philodinidae.
GGGUUUUUUUUUACAUAAAAGCUAGGAACUAGAUUUCGUUUAAUGAAAAAUUUGCUGUUCACAUUCUUUGUACACAAAAAGAAAAUGAAACAAUCGCGAAAAUAGAUUGACUCAAUUCGACUCGAUUGCCAAUACGAAAUGACUCGAAGAUGACUCGACUCCAGAAAUGGCUUGACUCGCCCAAUCCUGUUUCAAACUGAUUCUUAACUUAUCAUUCAGUUAUAAGAGCUUGUUUUCGUUUAACUAUUCGUAGUCCAUCACGUUGCUAACACUAUUGUUUUAAGUGAUAAAUUCUCUGAAUAAAAAUCUCUAGAGCUGACUGUAUCAGAUAUCUAGAAAACCUAAACAUACGUAUAACGGAUCAAAAUUGCAUCUAAAAAAGUGCAUUAUCUCGAGGUAUAUGCUAUUUUAUUUUCUUCAGUCACCUAAUUGACAUAUGAUUUUGCCCCAACAAUUAUUAGAAUUCUUCUUGUAUUGUGUUCAGCACUAAUUUUCUCAAAAAAAUAAUUUCGAACUAGAUAGUAAUUAUAGUACAAUUUCACUUUACAUGCGUAUUGUUUAACUUCGCGAACAUUUCUAUCUGAUUUCCAGUAUGAAACCUUUCUCUACAUUAGUGCACGUAAAGUGUGUCACUGUAUCAGUAAAAAAUAUACAGAAAUUUCGUUUCUUUUUCUAUUCUUACGAAAAGUCAUGCCGUCGGAUAAUUCGCUUGUCCAUCACUCGAUAACAUACGUGGAUAACAAAUAGAACGAAACAGUUUUUUUCGUAACGUGUGAUCAUCGAUGUUUUUCCUCUCCUACUAAAUGAAUGAUUUCAUUCUGUCGUCAGUCCUGAAUAUAUUAAUUUUUGAAACAAAUCAUUUGUUUUAGCUGUUAAAAAUAAUCAUUAUAUAUCAACUUCAAAGAAAAUUUAGUUUCUUUUGGUAAUCGGUAAAGAUUUUAUCUACAACUUUGUUCAACCAUUUAUUUAGAAAAAUUAAUAUUUUUUAACAGAUUUUUUUAUAAACGAAAUCUGCAUCAAGUGGCACACGAUUUUGUUUUCUUUGCGUUGAUAAUUCGUAAGGAUUUUAAAAAUCUUUUUACUCUUUUUCUUUUAAGUUAAUGGUUUCAUUUAGAUUUGUUAUUAAGUAAAUUUUAAUCAAGUGUAGAAACAUCCUGUUUGUUUAUGUCAUUAGAAUAGGUAAACACUUUUUAACGAAUAUUUCUAUAUCAUUUAUUCAAACCAAUGGUUUCUUUUAGACUUUUACUAUCUGAAUUGAAAUUUAUUGGGAUAUAGUUAGCUGUUUUUCUGGACGCACUGAGUAUUCUAUUGAGCAAUUUUUCUUGACAUACGUUUUCUUUUAGAAGAUGGAAGUAUCAAAUGAUAAUGUUUCAAGAAGAGGCAAUUUUUAUGUCGAUGAAUUUUGUUUAAGAGUAAAUGGUAUUAUCAUGAUGUUUGUGGGUUGGAUUACAUUAGCUCAUUCCAUCACGUGUGCUGCUUCCUAUCAAGUAAUUGCUGCAAUUAGGGGUGGCACAUUUUCUUUACUGAUGCCAUAUGUAAAGAAGCAUGAACUUGGAAAAAUCUUUUUGCAAGACGGAGUUAUUUUUCAUGGUGUCAAUAUGAAGUAUUUCCAAGAACAAUAUAAAGAAUUAAUUUUUUUAAUAACUAAUGUUAACAAUUUUACUGUUAAACAUGAUGAUGAAUUAGGUAGAUUAUCAAAGGCAACCCUGGAUAUGAAUUUAUUUAUUUCGGUAUUACCGCUGGUGUUUAAUUUACCAUGGACUUCCAAUGUUAUUUUAAUUAUUGGUGCUAUAUUUACAAGAUUAACAAUAAAUGAAUCAUCGGUGACGAUCGCAAUUGAUUCUUUUCGUAUAAGUGAAUCUAUGGAAGUUACACCGUGCGAUACAAUCAAUGUCAUUGUGGAUUCUACAACAACGACAACGAAUGACUGUGAAUGA